GGUGCGGGCGGGCGGCCGGCGAGGGGGGCGCAGGGCGCACCGGUGAUGGUGGCUCCCCUCGGGGCGCUGGCGACCCCCUGAGACAGAGACAGACCCCGACUCCCCCCUCCCCACCAGCAGCCCCCAGCCCCUUCCCGGCUCGUGUGGAUGCGGGCCGGGGUGUCUGGCUGCCAGCGCGGAGCGAGCAGAUGCUGGGGGGCCGGAGGAGGAUGGAGUGCGCCCUGGACGCCCAGAGCCUGAUCAGCCUCUCCCUGCGCAAGAUCCACAGCUCCCGCACCCAGCGCGGGGGCAUCAAGCUCCACAAGAACCUGCUGGUCUCCUAUGUGCUCCGCAACGCCCGGCAGCUCUACCUGAGCGAGCGCUACGCCGAGCUCUGCCGCCGCCAGCAACACUACCAGGAGGGCGGCAUCCUGCUCGGGGCGCCCCCGGGCUGCGCGCCCGCCGGGGGGAUCCCGCCGGAGUUCAGCCCGCUCCAGCUGGCGGCCGAGCCCGAGGACCCGGAGCCGGGCAUGCAGCAGCCGCGGAGCUGCGGGCUGGCCGGCGCGGCGGGGGCAGCCCUGGGGAGAGGGGGCGGCGGCGAGCUGCUGGAGGUGCCCGUGUGCGCUGCGCUCCUGCCCGGGGCGCCCCAGGAGGACGAGCCGCUGGAGCUGCAGCCCAGCCCGCCCCAGCAGCCGCAGCCGGCGGCCCCUUCGGCGCUUCGCAGAGACUCUCCCCCUGGCUUCUACCGGGGCGGCGCCGGCAACAGCGGCGCUCCUCCGGGGCUGCUCUACCCGCUGCCGGCCAGCUGUGACUUCGGCAGCCCGGCGCCUCCGGGCUCGGCCGUGAGCGCAGCGAGCGGCGGCGCCGCGGCGCACUGUAGCAGCCGCACCACGGUGCUGGACCUGGACACCCAUGUGGUGACCACGGUGGAGAACGGCUACCUGCACCAGGACUGCUGCUCGCAGUGCCCGUGCUGCUGCCAGGGCGCCGCGGGACUCGGCGCCCCGCCGCCUACCCCGGGCGCCAAGCGCAAGUACUACCCGGGGCAGGAGGACGAGGAGGACGGGGACCCGGGAGGGGUGGUGGUGGGGGGCGGCGGCUCCCCCUUCUCCCCUUGCAGCAAGCGAGCCCGCUUCGAGGACUUCAGCCCCGAGCAGCCCCCGGACUCUUCCAACAUCUCCAACUUGAUCUCCAUCUUCGGCUCCGGCUUCACGGGGCUGGUGAGCCGGCAGCAGGCGGACUGUGAGCAGCCCCUCAACGGGCAGCUGUGCGGCAAGCAGGCGCUGGCCAGCCUGGGAGCCUGGACUCGAGCCAUCGUGGCGUUUUAGGGGCGGGGAUGGACGCGGGGGGAGCGAUCCAAGGGACACGGACUCCGGAGGGGCCCCUGAAACAAAGAGGGGCGGGCGGCUGGGGCGGGCGGGGGAGGGGGAAGCCGAGCUCAUGUUUUAUAAACUGUACAAUAAAAAUCGCAGAUCGUGGGACUUUAUUUUUGCAGAGAUGAAAAGCACCUAUUUAACUAUCCCUGUGGCCGCUCGGGCUUUAUUUUGUAUUGAGUGCGGGGGCGACUUCAAGCCGGGAGCACGCCACGUGAGGCCAGGGCUGCUGGCCGCAGGAAGCCGUGUGUGCCGGGGAAGAGUUUGGAAAGCUGCACUUCGCUGCCCCCGGAGGAGCUGCCUUUGCUGGGGGGGUGGGAAGAGACGCCCAAGCUUGCAGGGGCCGUUGGACUAGCGGGGGGCGGGGGGGGGGAUUCUGCCUGUAGGUCUCGGGGGCUGUAAGCGGGGAGAAGGAUCCUCCAGAAAAAGGGGGAGCAGAGUGUGAUCGAGUGAGGUUUUUGUUUGUUUGUUGUGGCCUCGGCACUGAUACCCUCACUAAUUGUCCCAGGCCGGGGGAGACGGGCCCCUGGGGCAUUUGCAAGGUUCAUAGCUCGCGGGGCGGAUUAAAUCCUUCCGUCCCCCAUUCAAUCGACUUCAUUUAGUUCCAUUUUCUUCUCCCCUCCCAACACCCCCCCGCAGCAGCAGCAGCCUGGGUCAGACCCUCCAGCAGCGAGCAGCCUUCCUCUCGCUUGCUCUGGGGUUUUUCCCCUUUAUUUCAACUUUCCCCUCUCGCCAGGAGACCUGUCUGCGGCGACCCUCUGCCUGCCGUGCGUGCCAGGGUCACGCAGCAGAGCCCCGUCGCUUCUCCGGGGGGAGAGAGAAGGGCGGGUUUGUCUUUUCCCCCUUCCACUCGUCCGGCUGCUCCAUGGGACCUGGAGUCCCCCCGGCCACGGCUUUGUAAGCGGACACGAUGGGUUUGGGGACAACAUGGCACACUACAUUUCCCAUCAUGCACUGCUCUGCAGUCCUCUCUCCCCCCCCCCCCCGGUCUGUGUUUGUGUACCUUCACCUAGGGCUAUGCGAUGGCCACAGGUAAACGUGUUCCCCCCACUUCUAACGUCUCUUUCAAUGUGGGGUGCGGGGGGGGGGUUGUUUUAAAGUUGGACUGUUCUGGUUUCAGCCUUCCAAAGCCUAAAACCAGCAUUGCUUGGUCCUUGUGACCAGAGCUGUGGCCCCUUGACUCGCCCCACCACGUUGUUGUUGUUAUUAUUAUUUUGGAAUUUUGUUUAAAAAAAAAAAAACCUUUUGUUGUAAAAAGGUGGUUUGUUUUUUUCCUUUACAGCCCUAUCAUCCCAACCCUCACCCUACGAGCACUAUGUGACUAGAGGCGCCUUGCCAAACGGUUUCUUUUUUCUUUUUCUUUGUAUCCCUGUAUUUUUGUGCAGAUUGAAUGGUAUAUCACCGGGUAAAACUGUUCAGAUUUGUUUAAAUUUAUAAUCUUAAUAAAAAGUCCAUUAUAAAGUU
Molecule: messenger RNA, 2816 nt
Organism: Caretta caretta (loggerhead turtle)
Lineage: Eukaryota; Metazoa; Chordata; Testudines; Cheloniidae
Gene: IER5L
Product: immediate early response 5 like
Source: RefSeq, a predicted model, not a curated record